AUGAUGAUGCAUCAGCAAGUUGGUAACAGACGCGGUGCAAACUCAUAUGCACCUCCUUUUCUUCCUAUGCUACAUUAUCAACCUCAGGUUCUUCCUCUUUCUGGGUAUAACUACCAGCCAUAUGUUGGUGGAUACCAUCCUUUUGUGCACCAAACUACGCCUCAACCGCCAUACUAUGCUACCACAUUUUAUAAUCCUGUAGAACCAGAUUACUUUGGCGCUUUCGGAACUUGUCCUUCUGUUGAACCUCAGUUUUCUUGUCAUGCUCCGAGCAUUAUGCCAAAUAUGGGAUCUCAUUCUUUGAAUUCAAGGGAUGCAGUAGCCUCAUUAAGGGGUGAUAUUAUGAAGCAGAUAGAGUACUAUUUUAGUGAUGAAAAUUUGAAUAAGCCUGACCGUUACCUGAUUUCGUUGAUGGAUGACAAAGGGUGGGUUCCAGUACCUAUCAUUGCCGGGUUUCAUAGGGUUAAAGCAAUGUGUAAAUCUGUAACCUUCAUUCUUGAGUCGCUGUUAGACUCGAGUAUAGUAGAAGUCCGAGGUAACAGGAUAAGAAGACGUGAUGUGUGGUCAAAGUACGUGGAUUUCAUCAGCUAA
Messenger RNA from Rosa rugosa (rugosa rose), 591 nucleotides. Its product is annotated as la-related protein 1A-like. Lineage: Eukaryota; Viridiplantae; Streptophyta; Magnoliopsida; Rosales; Rosaceae. The record is from RefSeq and is a predicted model, not a curated record. Gene Ontology annotation, molecular function: RNA binding. The transcript has a single exon. The coding region runs from base 1 to 591 and encodes 196 amino acids.